CGAUCUUAUUGAUCAAUUUUUCGUCAGAUGCAGUUUACUGAUUAAUCAUCCAACAAUCUUGCGGAUGUUUGUAACGCAUACUUUCUAUUCUCAGACACAAGCGGAAAACUGAAGACUUGGAAGUAAAGUAUUCGCAAACAUUGGAAAAUUAUGAAAAUAUCAAAAAGUCAAACAAUGAUCUUAAACUGGAAAUGAAAGAUUUAAAGGAACAAAUAUCAGGUAUUAUAGCUAAAGAUAAGGCUAUUGAAAACUUUGAAAAGAAACCCAUAUUCGAUGUACGUGUUGAUAAGCUGCCGGAAUUUAAACAGUAUUGUUAUCAAGACCCUGCACCGGUUGAUUGUAGAACUGCAACGAAAUGCACUCAAAAAAGUGGUUAUUAUAAUAUAACUCUAGCUGGCAAAAAGUCAAAACAAAUAAUGGUCUUUUGUGAUACACAGACCAAUGGUGGUAAUUGGCUGCAUAUUUUACGACGUCACGAUGGUUCGGAAAAUUUUUCACGCCCAUGGUUAGACUAUGUAAAAGGUUUUGGUCAGGUGGAUGGUGAAUACUGGAUAGGUUUAGAGAAUUUACAUGCUCUUACCAACUACAAUGGCCGCCAGCAAUUAUAUGUCUAUAUAGAAAACUUUGUAGGACAGUGUUAUUCUGCUCUUUACGAUGACUUUGUAGUGGGAAAUGCUAGCGAAUUAUUAAAAAAUGAGUAA
Lucilia cuprina (Australian sheep blowfly) is the source of this 701-nucleotide messenger RNA. RefSeq names its product ryncolin-4-like. Bases 192 to 701 code for a protein of 169 amino acids. The transcript has 3 exons. NCBI's taxonomy places the organism in Eukaryota, Metazoa, Arthropoda, Insecta, Diptera, Calliphoridae. The record is from RefSeq and is a predicted model, not a curated record.